AACAUUUUGGUAUAUAAGACACGGAAUUACCAUCUUGGUUCACAGUCUUCCCCCCUUACACUUGCAAGAUGAUGCAAAAGGGCCUGUUUGUUUUGGCGUCGUUCGUUGCCAUAGCUACGUCUGUGUUUGGAAAACCAUUCAAUGACGAAGACGUGAACAGAUUUAGACCAGAUGGAUAUGGUGAUAGAGAUCAAGAUGGCCGCCACAAGGUCAACAACACGCUCUCCGGCUGGGGCGGUCAGCAACAGGAAGUUAACGUCAACGUUGGUGUGAACGUGUCAGGAUUGGGUGGCCCUCGACAUAGGGAUCAAGACAAUAGGGUCCCUUUGUUUCCUUGGAGAGAUAGGACAAAUAACGGUUGGGGUGAUAAGACACAAUAUGGCUGGGGUGACAACACACAAAACGGCUGGGGGGAUAAGACACAAUAUGGUUGGGGCGACAAGACACAAAACAACGGCUGGGGUGACAAGACACAAAACAAUGGCUGGGAUUACAAGACAGAAAAUGGUUGGGGUGACAAGACACAAAACGGCUGGGGGGAUAAGACACAAUAUGGUUGGGGCGACAAGACACAAAAUGGUUGGGGUGAUAAGACACAAAAUGACUGGGGUGACAAGACACAAUAUGGCUGGGGUGACAAGAAACAAAACAACGGCUGGGGUGAUAAGACGCAAAACAACGGCUGGGGUGACAAGACACAAUAUGGCUGGGGUGACAAGACACAAAAUAACGGCUGGGUUGACAAGACACUCAAUGGUUGGGGUGAUAAGACACAAAAUAACGGCUGGGGUGACAAGACACAAAAUGGCUGGGGUGACAAGACACAAAAUGGCUGGGGUGACAAGACACAAAAUGGCUGGGGUGAAACCAACAAAGACAGCUGGUACGACUUUGAAAUUGACGUGGCUGGAUGGGCAGAGACUCCCAGCGACCACCGAUCUGACAAGAACGACCUGAACGUCGACGUCUUUAUCCAAAUCUUGAAGUACGUGAAAACCAACCAAUAUGAGGAUACUCGGUCUUUCAUCGAACUGUUUAAGUAUUUCACACAGAUCACGUGGAACAAAGACACAAAGUACGGCUCCGGGCAGGGAAAAUUCACAAACUCCGGCUCCAGCCUGUUCGACUCUUACGGCUCCGAGCAGCAGGAGUGGGACGAGCUGUGCGAUGACGUCACGGUGGAAGACCGUCACAGGAGACUGUUCGGACUGUACUUGAAGUUCCGGGCCCACUCACAGAAACAGAGAGAGAUGACGCUACUCACAGACUACCAGCCUGAGAAAAAAGUCAAGCUUCAGUUCGCUUUGUUCUCUGAAAUGGUUUAUUUCGCUCAACAACUGCGAUACGACAACAAAGUAACUAGAAGCUUGUACAGCAUCACCGAGCUGAAGCUUAAACAAGAGUUCACAAGUUUCAAGCAAUGUGCCUUCUAUCGUAAAUGUGAGAGAUGGGGCGACAACUCAGUGAAUGAAUACUUCCGGGGUGACUUGAACUCACCAAUCAACUUCUACGGAGGAGACCGCUAUGAGAAAGACGGCAGCCAUUUUGCACUUUUCCUGAAGCUCCAACUACUGAUCCAGUCCGCUCUACCACGUCAUGACAUCCCAGAUGACCACAGUGUCUUCUCCCAGUGGGGGUUGGACUUGCUGGGUGGUGACCGGGUUGGCAAACAAGACAACCACCCAGUCUACGGCUCCCUCAUGAGCAUACGUCGACAUCUAGACGACCAUAAGCCUAACGAUUUUAGACGAUUUUUCGACGACGAUGAUGAAAACGAGGCUCGCAGUAAAUUUGCGUUUUUCGCUGCCAAAGGCUACACACAUCUUAAAGAGCAGAAGAAUAUGAUCUUACAAAAGAUCGAAGUCCAACAGAUAUUUGUUGAGUUUACGAAAUUCCUACAGUUUCAGGAGGAUUUAGGAGCUUGCGAGGAUGAUUACAACAAGUUUAAGGAAUGGCAGAAAGUCAAAGAAAAUAUGGAGAAGGUGAAACAGUUUCUGGAUUUCUUAGAAAAAAUGGUAAACUGGACAGGAAAUGGAUGGGGAUUAGACAACAAAGGAUGGGGUGACAAUAACAAAGGAUGGGGUGACAAUAACAAAGGAUGGGGUGACAAUAACAAAGGAUGGGGUGACGUAAUCAAAGGAUGGGGUGACAAUAACAAAAGAUGGGGUGACGUAAGCAAAGGAUGGGGUGACAAUAAUAAAGUAUGGGGUGAUAAUAACAAAGGAUGGGGUGAUGUAAUUAAAGGAUGGGGUGAGGUAAGCAAAGGAUGGGCUGACGUAAGCAAAGGAUGGGGUGACAAUAACAAAGGAUGGGGAGACGAUAACAUAGGAUGGGGUGAUGCAAUUAAAGGAUGGGGUGAGGUAAGCAAAGGAUGGGGUGACAAUAACAAAGGAUGGGCUGACAAUAACAAAGGAUGGGCUGACAAUAAAAAAGGAUGGGGUGACAAUAACAAAGGAUGGGGUGACGUAAUCAAAGGAUGGGGUGACAAUAAAAAAGGAUGGGGUGACAAUAACAAAGGAUGGAGUGACGUAAUCAAAGGAUGGGGUGACAAUAACAAAGGAUGGGGUGACGUAAUCAAAGGAUGGGGUGACAAUAAAAAAGGAUGGGGUGACAAUAACAAAGGAUGGAGUGACGUAAUCAAAGGAUGGGGUGACAAUAACAAAGGAUGGGGUGACGUAAUCAAAGGAUGGGGUGACAAUAACAAAGGAUGGGGUGACAAUAAAAAAGGAUGGGGUGACAAUAACAAAGGAUGGAGUGACGUAAUCAAAGGAUGGGGUGACAAUAACAAAGGAUGGGGUGAUGGCAUCAAAGGAUGGGGUGACGAUAACAAAGGAUGGGGUGACAAUAACAAAGGAUGGGGUGACAGCAAGACCGUAUUUUUAGGAUGGAGUGGCGCUGCUACAGGUCGUAUAGACGGCAUCCCUGCUUACAAAAGACAGAAGAACUGAGUGAGUUACAUUUGACUUGUCUGACGGCCUUUAUGAUAUAAAGUCCAGAUUUUGCCAGACAUGCUAACAAUAGAGCUGAAUAAAGAUAUCUAA
Molecule: messenger RNA, 3041 nt
Organism: Physella acuta
Lineage: Eukaryota; Metazoa; Mollusca; Gastropoda; Physidae
Source: RefSeq, a predicted model, not a curated record